This is a messenger RNA of Talpa occidentalis (Iberian mole), 2944 nucleotides long. It is a transcript of the gene AKR7A2, whose product is annotated as aldo-keto reductase family 7 member A2. The record is from RefSeq and is a predicted model, not a curated record. NCBI's taxonomy places the organism in Eukaryota, Metazoa, Chordata, Mammalia, Eulipotyphla, Talpidae. The coding region runs from base 1 to 1107 and encodes 368 amino acids. The transcript has 7 exons.
AUGCUGGGCGCCGCGUCGCGUGCUGUGGGCCGCGCCGCCGUCCGCUGUGCGCGUCGCGCCGGGACGCCCGAGGCCCGCGCCCCCUCCGCCCCCGCCAUGUCCCGGCCUCCGAAGGCCGCCUCGGGCGGCUCGGCCCGGCCCGCUACGGUGCUGGGCACCAUGGAGAUGGGACGCCGCAUGGACGCGUCCGCCAGCGGCGCGGCUGUGCGCGCCUUCCUGGAGCGCGGCCACGUCGAGCUGGACACGGCCUUCAUGUACAGCGACGGCCAGUCCGAGAGCAUCCUGGGCGGCCUGGGGCUCGGGCUGGGCGGCGGCGACUGCAGAGUGAAAAUCGCUACCAAAGCCAAUCCCUGGGAGGGGAAGUCGCUGAAGCCUGACAGUCUCCGGGCCCAGCUGGAGACGUCGCUGAAACGAUUGCAGUGCCCCCGAGUGGACCUCUUCUACCUCCACGCACCUGACCAUGGCACCCCUGUGGAAGAGACCCUGCGCGCCUGCCACCAGCUGCACCAGGAGGGCAAAUUUGUGGAGCUUGGCCUCUCCAACUAUGCUGCCUGGGAGGUGGCUGAGAUCUGUACCCUCUGCAAGAGCAAUGGCUGGAUCCUGCCCACCGUGUACCAGGGCAUGUACAACGCCACCACCCGGCAGGUAGAAACAGAGCUCUUCCCUUGCCUCAGGCACUUUGGAUUGAGAUUCUACGCCUACAACCCUUUGGCUGGGGGCCUGCUGACUGGCAAGUACAAGUAUGAGGACAAGGAUGGGAAACAGCCUGUGGGCCGCUUCUUUGGAAAUAACUGGGCUGAGGCAUACAGAAACCGCUUCUGGAAGGAGCACCACUUCGAGGCCAUUGCCCUGGUGGAGAAGGCCCUGCAGGAUUCGUAUGGCAGCAGUGCCCCCAGCAUGACCUCAGCUGCCCUCCGGUGGAUGUACCACCAUUCCCAGCUCCAGGCUCCCCUUGGGGACGCAGUCAUCCUGGGCAUGUCCAGCCCAGAGCAGCUGGAGCAGAACUUGGCAGCGACUGAGGAAGGGCCCCUGGAGCCUGCCGUGGUGCAGGCCUUUGGUCAAGCCUGGCACCUGGUUGCCCAUGAAUGUCCCAACUACUUCCGUUAGGCCUCCAGGAGGGUCAGGUUGCCAAAGGUGUCUUUCUUUUCUGUCUCCUCUUUUUCUCUCAGUGUGGCCAGUCUUUGCCUUCAGCUGAUUUAGUGUGAUCUCUCCGGAUGGUUUGCAUCCAUAAAUUAUUUUUCUAGAUUCCCACCUUGCUAUCGGUUGCCUUCACAGUGUGGAGGGCCGGGGCGUUUCUUGUCUGAAUAAAGCAGGCACUUGACGACCUGGCUGUAGCUGUGUCUGGGGCGAAUCCUCUGCUGCUUGCACUUCUUUCUGGGCUCCCUGCAGACUCACUGUCAUAGGCAGAACCCUGAGCUGGAGCCUUCAGCGGGUAGAGGUGGUGGGAGGUCUCCUGCAUCCAGCCUGACCCUUCAACAGAGGUCACCUCACUUCCCCACUCCAUAGAAAAAAAGAGGCCCAAACAGAUCCUUCUUUUGUUUAGAAUUACUUCACCUGUCUACAUACCACCUUGAAUGCGCCCGAUCUUGUCAGGAUUACCUCACAAAAUACUAAGAAAUGGGCAAAACCUAACAUUAGAAUCACCUCCAAGAAGAAAACCUUCCAAAAUGCUGUGGAACAUUUUAAAUACACUCUGAGUUUCGGCAGUGGCUUUCCUCUGGGAGGCGUGAUUCUUAGCCCAGCCCUGGACCUCCUGCUGGUUGAGGGACGGGCCUGGGCAGUCAGGGUCCCCAUUCCUGUCAGCAAAUCUGAACCCAAGCAAGAGGCAUCGAAGACUGAAAGAGAAAGUCAUGCCUGGGUCUGGUGGUUGCUGUCUGACCAAUCUCAGUGAGAAAAAUCACUCCAGCUGGGGCGGUGGGGCCACGAGGGUGCAGGCUGCGCAGGAGUCACACUCAGCACAUGCUCAUCCUCACAUGACAGAGGGAGCUGUUUUAUAUCCUAUUGCACAAAGUAUGCUAAAUGGUGUGGCGCAUGUGCAAGCGCGUGCACACACACACACACGCACACAGCCUCAUAGUGUGUGAUUUGAUUUACAUGAAAUAUCUGGAAUGGGCAAAUUUCUUGGAGACAGAAAGUAAGCAGUGGUUGCCCAGGGCUGAGAGGGAUGUUGGGAAGAAGUGAAAUUAACUAUUGGAUAUCUUCUUGGGUGUUGAAGGUGCUCUAAAGUUGUGACAGGUGGCAGUACAGCUGGGUUCUCCCCCUCCGUGUGGCCUGGGCUCCCUCAUCAUGGCUGUUGACUUAAGGGCAUCCCAAGAAAACCAAACAAGCCACCAUGCCUUUUAUAUCCCAGCCUCGGAAGUGCAUGACAUCACUCUCACCUCACGGGAGGGUCAGUCAUGUGAAAAGGACACGAGAGAACAGGUGGCCGUCUUUGGGGAGCAAGUUCUGCCCCAGGGACCUGCAGCGCUGAGUAGUCAAGUCCCGAAGAUGAACCUGUCCCAACUGGGAGACCUGCAGUCCUGAGGGCCGCCGUCAGAGCCGUGGAGGUUGGUCACUCCAACGAGCUGUUCGAGUCUCUGAGGGCGUGCCUCACGGAGCAUGAGGGCGUGAAAGCGGCCACUUCCUACCUAGGGAGCUUUUCAAGACAAAGGGGCAGAGUCGGGCCUGGUAAAGAGCACAGCUACUUUUAAUCUGCCUCAAAUUAGGGAAACUGGGUGUGGUGUAUAAAAGAAUGGAGACUUGGUAUCAAUCUUGUGUCUUUGAGUGAAAGGGACGGAAAGUGGGCCAUGACGACUGCCCAGAACGGGCCUCUGGGCUGGGCUGACCUACUGGCUUCCUUCCCAUUUGGCCCUGCUUGUUACUAGUGUUGUGAUGAUUGACAUCUCCAGUGACGCAAACCUGCAUUCUGAAGACAUUUUAGAAGCAAUAAGGAAGGGGGCUUCUC